Molecule: messenger RNA, 2816 nt
Organism: Oncorhynchus tshawytscha (Chinook salmon)
Lineage: Eukaryota; Metazoa; Chordata; Actinopteri; Salmoniformes; Salmonidae
Product: beta-galactosidase-1-like protein 2
Exons: 19
Coding region: 128-2032 (634 amino acids)
Biological process (GO): carbohydrate metabolic process
Cellular component (GO): vacuole
Molecular function (GO): beta-galactosidase activity
Source: RefSeq, a predicted model, not a curated record
AGCUACAUUUUCCCCAGCAGAUCCGAGCAGAUUAGAUGUGUUUGUCAUUGGAAAGGGUUUCAUUUCUAUAAAGUAAGUACUGUCUAUCAACAGAUAACAGAUUGACAUAUAUAUUUACUAUUAACAGAUGGUUGUUCUAAGAAUAAGGAAAGCCCACAAAAGACGUUAUGCACUUCUGUGUUUGAGCAUUGUUGGCUUCAUCAUGUACCGGUACCUGGGUACUGCGCCCGGAGGCAGGAGAAUGAGCAGGAGAGUAGGUUUGAGUGCCAACUCGUCCCAGUUCACCUUGGAGGGAGAAACAUUCCGUAUUCUGGGGGGAUCCGUCCACUACUUCCGGGUCCCUAGAGCCUACUGGAGAGACCGCCUGAUGAAAAUGAAGGCUUGUGGCAUCAACACCCUCACUACAUAUGUACCAUGGAGCUUACAUCAGCCAGAGAGAGGGGUUUUCCACUUUCAAACAGAGUUGGAUUUAGAAGCCUACAUUAACUUGGCUGCUGAGGUAGGACUCUGGGUGAUCCUGCGUCCAGGGCCAUACAUUUGCUCUGAGCUCGACCUAGGAGGGCUGCCGAGUUGGCUUCUUCGUGACGAGAGUAUGAGGUUGAGGACUACUCACCCAGGAUUUGCUGAGGCAGUCAACACGUUCUUUGACAAGCUCAUUCCAAAAGUGGUUCCUCUACAGUUCAAGAAAGGAGGGCCCAUCAUUGCUGUACAGUUGGAAAAUGAAUAUGGAUCAUUUGCAAUGGAUAACACUUACAUGCCUUUCAUCAAGGAGGCUCUACAGUCCAGAGGAAUCAAUGAGCUCUUACUGACGUCAGAUAACCAUGAGGGAUUAAAGGAAGGGGGUGUGACAGGAGUAAUCAGAACAGUGAAUCUACAGAAACUAAAUCAGGGGGACAUCAAGUAUUUGAAUGCUAUUCAGCCCAAUAGCCCCAUGAUGGUGAUGGAGUGCUGGACAGGCUGGUUUGAUGCAUGGGGAGACCUCCACCAUGUCCUCGCUCAAGAGGAUAUGGUUUCUGCUGUACGGGAGAUUCUGAGACGCGGCAUGUCCAUCAACCUGUACAUGUUCCACGGAGGGACUAACUUUGGCUUCAUGAGUGGAGCACUGACUAACCCAAUCUACAAGGCACUAAUCACAAGCUAUGAUUAUGAUGCACCUCUGUCCGAAUCGGGAGAAUACACGCCAAAGUAUCACCUUCUCAGGGAUCUAUUCAGUCAGUACCACAGUGAGAAGCUCCCUGAUAUGCCAGCCCUGCGUUGGAAGGAGACGUAUGAGCCAGCCAUCAUGUACCAGCACCUCUCUCUGUGGGACGCCUUGACCUUCGCUGAGGAGCCAUUUAAAUCACCAACCCCAGUCAACAUGGAGAAUCUCCCAGUGAACAGUGGGAAUGGCCAGUCCUAUGGCUAUACCCUCUAUGAGACCAUUAUAACCAGCGGAGGCUCCCUCAAGUCUGGAGACAAUGUACGGGACAGAGCCCUGGUGUUUGUGGACAGACACUACAUUGGCAUUUUCAAGCAUCAGAAUCUGGAGCUAGCGGUGCCUGAUGGAAAGGAGAAACGGACAUUGAGCUUACUGGUUGAGAACUGUGGACGAGUUCACUAUGGGAAAGCUCUAGAUAAACAGCGCAAAGGUCUCGUAGGUGACAUUCUAUUGAACAACAGUCCUUUGAGGGACUUCACAAUAUACAGUCUGGAUAUGAAAACCAGCUUUAUUGAUAGCCUCAACCAGGCGCCUUGGAUGUCCCUUCCACACGUUCCCAGUUUCCCUGGAUUCUUCCUGGGAAGAAUGUUUACCUACGGCUAUCCAAGUGACACCUUCGUCAAGCUACCAGGCUGGGGCAAAGGGGUAGUCUUCAUCAAUGGUUUGAACCUGGGGCGCCACUGGUAUAUCGGCCCCCAGCAAACACUCUACCUCCCAGGACCUUUUCUCAACAGUGGAGUAAACCAGGUCAUUGUGUUUGAAGAGCAGGAAGCUGAUUAUAAAAUCACGUUUGAAGAGACUCCUGAUCUGGGCAUGGCUGUGGACAUUCAGUAACUGCAAUCCCAAGCUACUGUACUUUUAAUAAACAAUAAUACUGGAUGGAUCUUAUUUUUAAUUUUUCUCUGGGACCCAAAAUGCUGUACAUUGUAUGGGGAUAACUCACCAUACAUAUUGUUCAUCAUUUUAUUGACGUAAAUAUCCUCCAAACUGGAUUUUCAUUGAAUCUAGUAACGAGAACAAAAUAUCACAGCCUAAAAACAAAGCUAUUUUCAACUGGAAUCAUUGUGUUGGCUAAACAUGUCAUCAACGUCUGUAUGUAUCAUGAUGAUAAGUAUUUUGGUUAUAACAAAUGGCAUGUCAUGUUAAUGAUAACAUUUUGGUGACCCUUGCUUCCAAACAAAAUGUUAUACCUGUAUCAUCUGACCACUGAUUGAUAGACUACAAGAGCUUCAGCAGUUUUAUUUUAGUAUUCAUCAUGCAUCAAAUUGGCAAAUAUGAGUUAGUGUGAUGUAUGUGCUUGGCACUUCAAUAAUGUAUCUUCCCUGAGACCAGGACUGUAUAGGACUAAUUAAUACAAAAUUAAACCAAUGCUCUGAUUUUGAACAGAAAUUACAAUAUAAACAAGAAUAAUAAACCACGUCAAACAAGGAAAGCAAAGAGAUGCUGACAUACUAAGUACAUUUUUAUGAUCGUAUUUACAUAUAAAUAUUACAGUGGCAGUUUACAAUGCAGAAGUAUUCCUUCUGUUUACCUUUGAAUAUCAAAUCAAAGGUCAAUAAGUGGCGUUUGGGGUCCAGACUGGUCAGAAAAUUACAUACUGUAUCAAGGGAAGACUAUU